AGAUGAUAGUAUUGACAAUUUGCAGAGGAAUAUCUUUGGUCCUCUUGAAGAACUGUUUAAAUGUUACAUGGGGAAAGGAAUGUAGCAGGCACCAAUAAAGUAUCUGCAAUACCAGCGCACUGGUAUUGUGGGGAAACUAAAAUAAUUAGAUUGAUGCUUAAUCUAGCUGAUAACUUCAAAUAGAUAAAAACAAGACAGAAAUGUUUCUUCUCCAUCCUUGUUUUCUGGGUGCAAAAACUUUUACAGAACAGCACAAAAGUCUUUUUUGUCAUCAUGUUCUAAUUCCAGGGUGGAAUUCUGGGAUUGUAGUGUUGGCAUCACCAUGGUCAAUUCCAGAAUUCCAAAUAUAAACGUAAUUCUUCUAUGGCAAGAUGAGGCUGAAGCCAAAAAGCUUCUUUCAUUUUCUGUGCUUAGAUAAAAUAUAUUGCUUAUUAUCUGUCAGAAAUGCCAGAGCUCUGACAGUUUACUUUCAUCUACUUGAUGUUCAUAAGAAGAACUCUUUGAAUAAUAUGCAGUUUUACUACUUCGUUCGUCAUGUAACUAAUCUAUCCAAAUCUCAGAUCAUGCUGGUCUUUGAUUUACUGGAUUGGGAUGGCAAAGGGGAGAUCGGCUUUGAUGAAUUCUACAUGUUGGUGUGCAUCAUAAUGGCACAUGAGAACCACCUUGAAAAACAGUUCAUGUAUCGUCAUUCUCAUGCUGUUUUUGAGUUGCUGGACAUUGAUGGGGGUCAUACAGUUGCUCCAGCAGAGUUCCAGGCCACACGCUUCCUUUUCAAUGUUAGAAAGACUGAGCUGAGUCAGAUAUUCAAGGACUUUGACAUCUCAGGUGAUGAGCAACUGAACUACAAGGAGUUUAGAAUGUUUACGAUCUUCUGCAUUGAUAGACAACAGAGGAAAGCAAAAGAUAAACUGAAAAGAGAGAUGGCCAAAGCCGCAGCUGAAAUUGAAGCAGAAGAAGAGUAUGCUGAUUUUACCAGAUUUAAACAGAAGAAGUUCUAACAGCAUAUAGAAUUAAUCUAUGACAGCUCUCCAAGGUUUAGCAAUUUAAACCAAAAUGAUGGUGAUAGGAAAACUUUGCAACUUGUUCAAAACAGCAACAAGAUACUAGUGGGCAGUAAUAAGAUGGUGUGCUGUAAUAUUCAGUGCUCUUUAAAGAAUAAAUCACCUUUUAAAGUAUAACCUAUUUUUCAAAAAAUAAAAAAGGCGGAGAAUCAAGAAACAACUGAUCACUUAUUGGAUGAAUUGGGUGCUUAUUAGAAAAAUGGAAGAAUUGCAUGGAGCACUGUAUAUUUAAAAAGAGCAGUAUAAGAUGGGACAGCUUGAUCUAGAAUGGAUGGAUGAGGUGUCUGAAAAGUCCAGAGCUCUAGGCUAGCUUGAGAAAUCAAAACACCCACUCUACUGCCUAUCUUUUUCUUUAUUUAACAUGGCUGACUUAGGAGAGGAAGCCUUUAUCCCAACUAGUCUGGAGCUGCUUCAGGUCAAAACUUAACUCCUUUUAAUGCCUUCUUCCCCCCACCCCCACCCCACUGAUUCAUUGUCUGAUCUUCCACAUCCACAACUAUACAUUUGCAGGACUUAAUACUUUACUUUGACUUCAUUUAGAUUGACAGCAGGUCUAAAAACAGCAGAUUGUGGCCUACUACAAAUAUCCAUGGUACAUAAAUAGAUUCUGGGCACCACACAUAAGGAAAGUGCUC
Messenger RNA from Ahaetulla prasina, 1696 nucleotides. RefSeq names its product EF-hand calcium binding domain 9 (gene EFCAB9). The transcript has 4 exons. Gene Ontology annotation, cellular component: sperm principal piece; cytoplasm. Gene Ontology annotation, molecular function: calcium ion sensor activity. Bases 372 to 998 code for a protein of 208 amino acids. The record is from RefSeq and is a predicted model, not a curated record. NCBI's taxonomy places the organism in Eukaryota, Metazoa, Chordata, Lepidosauria, Squamata, Colubridae. Gene Ontology annotation, biological process: flagellated sperm motility.